This is a messenger RNA of Meriones unguiculatus (Mongolian gerbil), 1305 nucleotides long. It is a transcript of the gene Eqtn, whose product is annotated as equatorin. Gene Ontology annotation, cellular component: plasma membrane. Gene Ontology annotation, biological process: acrosomal vesicle exocytosis; fusion of sperm to egg plasma membrane involved in single fertilization; endocytosis. The record is from RefSeq and is a predicted model, not a curated record. The transcript has 8 exons. Lineage: Eukaryota; Metazoa; Chordata; Mammalia; Rodentia; Muridae. The coding region runs from base 1 to 912 and encodes 303 amino acids.
AUGGAUUUUGUGUUGUUGAUAUUUUUAUCUGGGGUUUUCCUUUCAGACAUUAGCAAUCUGCAGUCUACUGCAGAACAGGACAGUGAUGAGGUAAUACCUUCGUAUGAAGAACAGUAUUACUCAGACGAAACUACCACAGCUAAUAAUGUCCCUGUUCGUGAAGAAGACAAACCUGUUGUGCAAAAACCAGAAGUGAAUGAAGUUGAAGCUCCUGCCAAUGAGAAAACUGGCAAUUACUAUAAAGAUAUAAAACAAUAUGUGUUUACCACCCACAGUACAUUUGGCUCGGAAUCGGAACUGUCUGUGACUGCCACAACUGAAGUUUCUUUUUUGAGGGAGGGAUCAACUCCCAAUGUGCCUGCAUUUUGGACAAUGUUAGCUAAAGCUAUAACUGGAAACGCACAGCCCUUCGAUGAGAAAGACCAAUUGUUUAGAGCAGUUCCAAGCUCUGAUUUCAACACUACCAACGGAGACAAACUGUCAGAGCUAGAGGAAAUCAAGCUCAAAUUAAUGCUGGGGAUCUCAUUGCUGACCCUUAUCCUCUUAAUUCCCCUCUUGAUAUUUUGUUGUGCCACACUCUGCAAACUAAGACAACUAAGUGAAAAAAAUUAUGAUAAUCAAUACUCCAUCAACCCAGAGCUGGCAAAUCUGUCUUACUUCCAUCCAUCAGAAGGUGUAUCAGACACAUCUUUUUCAAAAAGUGCAGAGAGCAGCUUAUAUUGGGGCAAUGCUCCUUCAGACAUGAGACGCCCAAGUACCAGAAGGUCAAGAUCUAAAUCUAUGGAUUUUUCUUCAAGCUACAAUCAAGGAACCUUAAAUGAGGAGGAGAUGAGUGAGCAAACUUUCAACGAGAAUGAUGAAUAUACUGAGUCAGGCAUGGUUGAGGAGGAAGCACAAUCGCUGAGUAAAUAACUUUAAUUCUUUAGUUUUAAAAAGAAAUCUUGUGUCUCACACAAAUGUCCUAAUUUUCAAACUGCAAAUUUCAGAGACAUCUAAGUUUUCUGAUGCCCUAAGGACAUAUUCAAUAAAAACUAUCACAGUUAUUAUUUGUUACAAGAAUUAUUUAAAAGAAAAUGUACAAGGAGAUAAUUUAUGGGAACUCAUCAAAUAAAACCAAUUCUCGAGACCAGGUUAUGAAAGGUAUCCAUGACUGGAGGUAGCUCAGGAUAGACCACUUGUGUAGCGUGCCCAAGAACUCCUUGGAGCCAUCAGUCCAUCCAUCAGUCCAUCCAUCCUUUGAUCAAUAAAAAGUCAUACUAAGAUAGUUUAUCUUUAAAUGAGGGCCUUUAUCUGUGCCUGGCUACU